AUGGCUGAUUAUGACGCUGGAAAAUGGCGUGAAGCAUGGCAUCUUAGCAGCGCUAAACUUGGCAUAGCGCUCGCCGUUAUAAAGAGCAAGCCUGCGGGGAAGAGCGGACGGCAACACGCCGAAUAUUUGGCCGCUAAAGUAAAACAGCAGGAGGAAAACUGGAAAACGAAGGCAGAGGAGCUUCAAAAUGAAGUUUUAACUCUCAAGCAGGAGCUGAUGCUUAAUAAACUGCUGAGCAAGCAGCGAAAUGGCGCCGAGACAGCGCGGGGUGACGAGAUAGUAAAACUCUUCUCCCAGGAUCUCCCAGAGACCCAGCUUUCGGAAAACGACUCCGGUUGUGACACCCAGACCCUUUCCCUAACGCCCGAUCCUGCCGAUGCCGUCCUUUCCUCUACAGUUGUCCCCCCGUCUUCCCUCCAACCCAGUCAGGCGUCAUUCCACAGAGACACCCGGGACAGCGUACUCUCCAAACACAUGCGGUUUCUGCAGAACCUGUGCGCACUACGAGGGUCAGCGAAGAAUCCCCAGAUGGACGGAGGUGAUGCGGUACUAGAGGACACGGCACUGAACAUGAUUGAAUCUGUGGUUGAGGCCCACCGAGAAGCCGGGGGAGGAAGAUCAGGAGACGUUUCUCAGCUGGACAGCUUUGUCCAGGCUUCACGUCUGGUUGCUCAGGCGUUGGAGAGAGGAGUCAAUAGGCGGAAAGUUUUAGAGAAAGCGGAAGCGUUCCUAGAGGAGCUGCUCGAGGUUCUGCUCAACAACAGCCAGCUAAAUAAGUUUGUGGUGCAGGACAAUCUGACCCAGUGUCUGAUCUGUCUAGGAGGCGCUAGUGUGCUCAGACCUCUGCUAGUUCACCUCCUCCUGACCCGCAUCGCCCGCCUAGCGGAGCAGCUCUGGAGCGCCUGUCAGGAAGUGCCUGAGGGACAGCAGCCACAGCAGGUAGACUGGGUCAGGUAUGAGAACUCCUUUUACCUCUUUUGGAUUCUAGAGCAGCUCAUUCAAGCCAGGUCGUUUAGCACAGGGAGCGAGCACCACCAGCACCAAGUUUCCCAGUUGGAAAAACAUGUCCUCCCUCUAUCGGAUGAGUUUCCCCUGUUUGCUCUUUACAUGUGGAGAAUCAUGGGACUUCUUAAGCCUGCUUCCACCCCCGGGACCUGAGCUUCAAAGUAUUUCCUCCUGACUCCCGUCUU
This is a messenger RNA of Hemibagrus wyckioides, 1190 nucleotides long. RefSeq names its product meiosis-specific, MEI4 homolog (S. cerevisiae) (gene mei4). Gene Ontology annotation, cellular component: lateral element. The record is from RefSeq and is a predicted model, not a curated record. The coding region runs from base 1 to 1158 and encodes 385 amino acids. Gene Ontology annotation, biological process: oogenesis; homologous chromosome pairing at meiosis; meiotic DNA double-strand break formation. Lineage: Eukaryota; Metazoa; Chordata; Actinopteri; Siluriformes; Bagridae. The transcript has 5 exons.